GGUGCCCACAGAGCCCAGAAGAGGGCAUCAGAUUUCUAGAACUGGAGUUAUAGACAGUUGUGAGCUGCCAUGUGGGUGCUGGGAAUUGAACCCAGGUCAUUGGAAGAGCUGUCAGUGGUCUUAACUGUUGAAUCAACUCCCCAGCCCUGGUAUAGUUAUUUGAAUGUGGGGCUUCCUGAGUCAAUGUCCUAAAAUUUUCAUAGUUGCUGUUUUAUUUUUCAUCUCCUGGGAGAUUUCCUCAGCUGUAUUUUCUCUCUUCUCACUCCUCCCCUGCCUCCUUUCUGUAUUGGGUCAAACCCGGGGUCACUCUGUUAAUGAGCUAUAUUUCCAUCUUCAAUCAUGCUUUCAAAUAUUUUUUUUCUUUUCUGCUUUCCAUUUCGAAAGUCUUAAGAGCUCUUUUGUCUGACUAUCCCAUUGUUUUGCUGCCUUUCCAAUUAAAAGACUUUCCCAAAUUCUUGGCUGACUGCUUUUUAAGACUGGGUGUUGGAAAGAGAGUGUAUGCUUGUUCUUUUCAAUAUACUGUGAUCAGGCUGGUACACUCAGGUACACUGAGAAGUCAUUGAUACUGCCCUUACGUUUCCUUUUCUUCCAUAUGUAAGAUUCAAGGUUUGUAUGUGCUCUUACUCAAGGAUAUUGGCCAGGCUAGGCUGUCUGUCACCUUUCUGGAGCCUAGUAGGAAAAGAAAGCUUAUGGGUCCAACUCCAAGUACAUAUACUUAAACUGAAUUGCUGUUUUUAGUAGGAUAGCCACACCUUUGACUGUGCUUACUCUACAAGCCACCUUCCAUUUAUUUACUCUCAAAUCUUAACUACCAGCUUUGGGGGAGAGCUGUUCCUUGGUUACACAGAGGAAGAGUGUAGAGGUCUCUGCUUCAUAGGUAGUCUUGGGACUGCCCCACUUUGACCUCCAUAUUUAGAGUUACCUGAUAUCGUUUCAACUUGAGUCUUCUGGGUUUCCCAUAAUGCAGUUCAAGUCACUUUUCUGUACUUUGGGAUUAAUCUUUAUUUUGUACUUGUUACCUUUUAUCUGCAGUAGGUUUUCACUUUUCCAAAAUUUCCUGAAGCUCAGAAAGGAAUAGAGGCUAUUGCUUAUGCCCCACUCCCUUUAAAAAACUUAUGUAGCCCUUAUGUGGCUUCAAGCUUAGUGUGUAGCUAAGGAUGGCUUUGAAUUCCUGAUCCUCCUGCAUCUGCCCCCAAGGUGCUGUGAUUAUAGGCAAGUGUUAUGAAACCUCUCUUCUUACUACUAUUCCUUUAUAACUAUUUUUAGGAAGUUUUAUCAUGGUUUUGGUGUGUGUGUGUGUAAAUCUGUUUACUCUUGUGGCAAUUUUCUUUUAAUCUGUUUAGACACAUUAAGUUUAUUGAGGCAGUAUUUCAUUUAGCCCAGGUUGACCUUGAAUUUUCUAUAUGGCCAGUGUGAUCCUGAACUGAUCUCCUGCCUCUACCUCCUUGGUGGCUGGUAUAAGGUCAGAUACAUAUAUAAAAGCACACAUAUGCACACCUAAGAGCGCUGAUACUCUGCCUGAAUCUAUUUUUUCCAGGUGAUGACAUUCCAUUCAGGAAUAUAGGAAACUCAUGGGUCUUUAUUUUCUUUAAUUUCAGAACACAGGAAAUUAUAAAGAAAUGGGAAAGAUCUAAAAACUUGUUUUCAUCAUAUGAAUCCUAUAAUGUCAUGGUUUAAAACUUCAUAUAUAAACAUUUGUAGGUGUUUCACCUUUUCACUUUUGAUAGGUUUUGUAGAGAUGGAGCUGUGUAGCUCAGUGGCAAAGCAAGCACAAGUUUGUUUGUACUCAAGUCCUUUCCCUGAGAAUUGACAUUUCUCACUUUAUUCUGACUUUCUGCAUGCUUGGCAAGUACUACACCAUUAUGCCACAUGUCUAGCCCAGUUACUCUAAUAUUUGUUACUCUACCCACCUCCUUUUUUAAGACAGGGUCAUAUUUUUUGACUCAGGCUGACAAACCUGAAGCAGUUCCCCUGCUUCAGCCUCCUUUGGCUGAGAUUACAGGCGAGUCACCACCACGUUUAGCUUGCUGGUUUUUUGUUUGAAAGAGCAUCUGAGUAUCUCUUGCCAGCUCUAGUGUGUGGUAUUAUAGGUGUGGGCCACUAUAUUCGUUUAAAAAUUAGAAAGCUAAUGAGCUAGGCAAAUGGUCUUCCUGCAAACAGGUUAGGCUGAACUAGUUUUGGAGCCUGCGCAGGCAAAAUUGGUGAUCCUGACUGGACUGUAAACAAAUACUAUUUUCGACCUGCCCCCUUGUACCCGACAUUGUGUGGUCACAUUUAACACUAUUUCGUUUUUUUGAGAUUAACCCUGCAUAACCCGGGCUGGCCUUGAACUCGCUAAUUUCUUGCAUACGCCUUCCAAAUUCUACGUUUACAAUAUACAUCACCACACCUGGCUUUCCUCCCUCCGUCCCCCCAGGAUCAAUUCUAACAGCAGUUGCUAGCUUCUAAGCUCGAAUACUAAGGGUGCCACAGUCUAGCGUUUACAGAGCACUUUGUAGCGCUCAGUUUGAGCCUCACAAGCCCUUCCUAGCAGGAGCGCCGGGGGCACGAGCUGGUCGGUUUACGUAGUUAACGGUGCAGCCCUUGCAGGCUCAGAGCAGCAAGGAAUCCAGUGCUUGCCCUGGCCCAACUGACGCUCGGUCUGGAUGGAGGCUUCGGCGCCUCUCUGGAGCAACGUGAGGCGUCUAGCGGGGCACACACCCGAUGCCGUCCCACUCUGGGACUCACAGAUCAAUUCUCACCAAGGAGGUCGUCAAUACCAAAUCCCGUCUGCGGGUCUCUCCCAUCAGAACUCCAGCCUGGCUGGGCAGGGUCAGCGCUAGGAGGAGGAGCCCCUUCCGGGUCAGUCGGCUGAAGUUAUUAUCAGCCUGGGAUAGGACAACACGCGCCGGCCCGCUUUACGGCAAAGGUGUGCGCGUUUGCGACAGCAUGACGCAAGUAAGUUUUGGCGGGAAAAGCUCUGCAUUUGGAUUCCUGUGGCAGCUGGCAAAGGACUGCUUGGUGAGAGGGGCGUCCCGAACGGUGGGACAGGACUCCAGCGAAGGACUCAGAGGUCUUGAUUAGUGCGGACGGACACGCCGCUGCGCUUGAAGUCAUGGCAGUGCCUUUUGUGGAAGACUGGGACUUGGUGCAAACUCUGGGAGAAGGUGCCUAUGGAGAAGUUCAACUUGCUGUGAAUAGAAUAACUGAAGAAGCUGUUGCCGUGAAAAUUGUAGACAUGAAGCGGGCCAUAGACUGUCCAGAAAAUAUUAAGAAAGAGAUCUGCAUCAAUAAAAUGUUAAAUCAUGAGAAUGUAGUGAAAUUCUAUGGCCACCGGAGGGAAGGCAAUAUCCAGUAUCUAUUUCUGGAGUACUGUAGCGGAGGAGAGCUUUUUGAUAGAAUAGAACCAGACAUAGGCAUGCCUGAACAAGAUGCUCAGAGGUUCUUCCAUCAACUCAUGGCAGGAGUGGUUUAUCUGCAUGGAAUUGGAAUAACUCACAGGGAUAUUAAACCAGAAAACCUCCUCUUAGAUGAAAGGGAUAACCUCAAAAUCUCUGACUUUGGCUUGGCGACAGUGUUUCGGCAUAAUAAUCGUGAACGCUUACUAAACAAGAUGUGUGGUACUUUACCUUAUGUUGCUCCAGAGCUUCUAAAGAGAAAAGAAUUUCAUGCAGAACCAGUUGAUGUUUGGUCCUGUGGAAUAGUACUUACUGCAAUGUUGGCUGGAGAGCUGCCGUGGGACCAGCCCAGUGACAGCUGUCAAGAAUAUUCUGAUUGGAAAGAAAAAAAAACCUAUCUCAACCCUUGGAAAAAAAUUGAUUCUGCUCCUCUGGCUUUGCUUCAUAAAAUUCUAGUUGAGAAUCCAUCAGCAAGGAUUACCAUCCCAGACAUUAAAAAAGAUAGAUGGUACAACAAACCAUUUAACAGAGGUGCAAAGAGGCCCCGAGCCACUUCAGGUGGUCUGUCAGAGUCUUCUAGUGGAUUCUCUAAGCACAUUCAUUCCAAUUUGGACUUUUCUCCAGUAAAUAGUGCUUCCAGUGAAGAAAAUGUGAAGUUCUCUAGUUCCCAGCCAGAGCCACGGACAGGGCUUUCCUUGUGGGACACUGGUUCCUCCUAUGUUGACAAACUGGUACAAGGCAUCAGCUUUUCACAGCCUACGUGUCCUGAUCACAUGCUUGUAAACAGUCAGUUACUUGGGACUCCUGGGUCCUCACAGAACCCCUGGCAGCGCUUGGUCAAAAGAAUGACACGCUUCUUCACCAAAUUGGAUGCAGACAAAUCUUACCAGUGCCUGAAAGAGACCUUCGAGAAGUUGGGUUAUCAGUGGAAGAAGAGUUGUAUGAACCAGGUCACUGUAUCAACAACUGAUAGAAGAAACAAUAAGUUGAUUUUCAAAAUAAAUUUUGUAGAAAUGGAUGAGAAGAUACUGGUUGACUUCCGGCUUUCUAAGGGCGAUGGAUUAGAGUUCAAGAGACACUUCCUGAAGAUUAAAGGGAAGCUGAGUGAUGUUGUGAGCAGCCAGAAGGUUUGGUUUCCUGUUACAUGAUGAAGCUGUCAACUCUGGCGAUUCCUGGUGAUUAUAGUGCUGCUAUGUUGACAUUAUUCUUCCUAGAGAAGAUUAUCCUGUUCUGCAAACUGCAAACAAUAGUUUUUGAAGAGUUCUCUUCCUAUUAUCCAAAAACCUUCCAAUUCUGAGUAUGUUUUACAUACAAAUAAUACUGUAUCUUAAUUGUAUGUAAUACUUUGGGGAAAGGAUGGAUCAAAUUCAUUAGGUAUUUCUCCAGCUGUGUUUAAAUGGUCUGAAUUUGAAAUCUAUCUGGUAGAAACCAACUUUUGGGAUGCAUGAGUUUGCAAGCUUUUAUACCAAUAUAGUAUGACUUCUGUAAAAAAACAAGAAAAUGAGAGCAUUUUGCUUCGUUCUAAGAAAACAUGUUUCUUUUGUGCUAUUUAAUUGUUAAGGAUGAAUAAACAGAGACCAUGUACAGUUGAUUGAUCCAUGAAGCGAGCCCGCUACAAAGAGUGCAUCCCAGGAUAUGUGCUGUAUUUUCACUUUGGGUGUGUGCGCUGCACAAGGGCUUGACCAGUUCUAGAAAACUGUUGUUGAGUUAUAAUGAUUAAAAUUACAAGCUUUUUCCCCCUGGUGUAGCUAGUCAAGUAUAAAGUACUGGUUGGUCUUUGAAGAAGUUGAACAUAAGCUCUAGUGCUUAUCUUACUUUAAAUUAAACACUUGAAUAACUUUUUUUACAUUCACAGUCAUAUUUUAACUCUAGAAAUAAAUUCUAUUUUUAAAAUCAA
Messenger RNA from Peromyscus leucopus (white-footed mouse), 5274 nucleotides. RefSeq names its product checkpoint kinase 1 (gene Chek1). Gene Ontology annotation, molecular function: ATP binding; protein serine/threonine kinase activity. The transcript has 13 exons. Gene Ontology annotation, biological process: protein phosphorylation; mitotic G2 DNA damage checkpoint signaling. NCBI's taxonomy places the organism in Eukaryota, Metazoa, Chordata, Mammalia, Rodentia, Cricetidae. The coding region runs from base 3095 to 4525 and encodes 476 amino acids. The record is from RefSeq and is a predicted model, not a curated record. Gene Ontology annotation, cellular component: nucleus; site of double-strand break; cytoplasm.